AUUUAUGAAUGUUGAGAUAUUUUAUCGCGCUGCUAUUUGAUGAAUGAUGGAAAACAGUGACUCUGAAUCAUCUGUUGAUCAUAACAGUUUUGCUUCAGUAAUUAAUCUGUAUGAACAACGGAGUGUGAAUACGGUCACACCAAUAAAUAUGCACAAAAAGAGUCUUCUCAGAAUCUUGAUGACAUACAGUUACCUGCUGGUCCACAUGUAUCAGAUUUAGAAAACCGCUCUUCGAAUAAUUCAGAUGAUGCUCACGUUCAAGAGGAUAAUACCAUUCCAUUAAAUUUCACCCCUAUGUACCUCAGUGACAAUUCAAAAAGUAUUGAAACACCAUUUAAAUUGAAAGAGGAUUUGUCUUCAAGUCGAAAUUUAUUAUUCACUGAGAAAAACAUCUAUGCAAAUUCACCGACAUUAUUUCCUCUGGAUACUAUAACCAAUUUGCAUAUUCCACAGUAUAGACCAUUACCUCCGCAUAAAUUAGGCAUUAUAUCAGAAGAUUUAAGUUCAGCAUUUCCUGUCUUGGAUUUUGUCUCACAAAGACAACAUCACCAUCAGCAAGAACAUCGACAAAACAAUUGUAUGUCAUCAAUAUCAACAUCAUCAGCAACAAUGACUGCAGACAUUUCAGUGGCAUUAUCACCAUCCUUAGUUAAUACGUCACUAACAAAUUAUGAAAAUCAACAAAUGAAUACUUUUGACAACCUAUUAACACAUUCAUAUGAUAAAGGUUCUAUGCGAUUAUCCUUUUUUGAUAAUACAAGUCAAAAUUAUCCUGUUUAUUACAAUCAAAGAUAUCUGAUCACAAUAAGUAUUUUCAAGAACAAUCAACCACUUUAAUAGAUCGCAGUGUGAAUAGAGGAGAUCAGUUAUCUUCAGCAAAAUUUUCACAUCCUGGAGGUGAUUCAGAUAAUGGACUUGAAGAAAGGAAAAAAUUCUGUUGGAGGAAAUAAACAUCAAAGUACCAUGUUUUCUCUUUUUCAGUUAUAUAUUUUGACUCAAAGGCUGGGUUUAUUAGUAGUUCAGUUGUGUCACAAGUUUUAUUCUGGUGUUACUUAUUUGGCGGCGGUUAGCAGGAAAAAUCUUCAAUUGCGGUUUGUUUCAUUUAAGGUCAUUCAGUCAAACGAUUUUGCACCUAUUUGAUGGUAUAUCCACAAAAGUUGAGACUCAAGAUUUGUCACUUGAAAGUAAGAGUGUUGUUCACUAUGUAGGUGAACUACUAGGAUGUUUGUUGUUGCUACGGCUUGG
Heterobilharzia americana is the source of this 1245-nucleotide messenger RNA. The record is from the annotation of a GenBank genome assembly. Lineage: Eukaryota; Metazoa; Platyhelminthes; Trematoda; Strigeidida; Schistosomatidae.